Lentinula edodes (shiitake mushroom) is the source of this 1513-nucleotide messenger RNA. RefSeq lists its product as uncharacterized. Lineage: Eukaryota; Fungi; Basidiomycota; Agaricomycetes; Agaricales; Omphalotaceae. The coding region runs from base 463 to 1338 and encodes 291 amino acids. The record is from RefSeq and is a predicted model, not a curated record. The transcript is spliced from 4 exons.
CACAAGAGCAAUGGAAAGUUCAUUGGACCAGCCUCAAGCUUUGGAAAAAUAGAAAUCGAUUAGAAAGUCACUGUCAAAGUGAAAUAAGAGAAGAGGGGAAAGGAUGGGCAAUGCUUCGUCUGAUCAUCGAGGAUGCUGUAGAAGUAUCAACAGUUUGAUGAUGAGUCCAAACAUCUCAAUGCGCUUCCUUUAGAUCCUAUGGAAUGUUCGAGGUUGUCAACUACCACAGGCUGUUGUUGCAAUGAUAGUCAUUCAGUAAAUUAGCAACUGAGAACACGACGAUCAUUAGAUCCGAGGUACCACCAAGCUUGGUUCAACAGCCUGCAGGAAAGCCCGGCACUUUUGACCGUGAUGGAAGCCGGAUAGGAAAGACCUUCCCGUGCGCCACACGAAGCCUGGCAGUGCUUGUUCAAAUGUUCAAGUGGUUCAAACUUACAAAAUGAUUCUCAUUAAAUCUCAACAAUGUCAAUUGCUGCAGCAGCGGGGGACCUUGAGCCACCAAGAUAUACCCCACGAGAACAAGCUACAACCUCAUCUGACGAAAAUGCCCCACCUGAAUACUCGAUAACCUACUCCUUCUCUGCCCUCUCUGCCAACUCUAUGCUCCUUCUGCCACCUCUAGCUUCCCCAGAGACACGGCCCAGGUACCACAUCUCCGUUUCUCAGAAUUGUUUCACCCCAAUGUCGUGGAUCACCACUGUCCGGCGAAGUUCUGCUGCAGAUGGAGAAAUUCUAGGAGAAUUCGAAUUGGGCAUUCAAAUGGGCGGAAUGGGCAGCUCUGAGAGGCGUCCAACUAUAUUCAUGCACGGUAGGGGUCCGGACGAGGGAGAGAAGUGGCUGGAAGAUGUAUACAACGACAAUUAUGCUCAUCAUGUAACCUGGCAAUUGCCUCCUGGGCAAGGACAUCUCUACUGGGACAUCCUUCGCUCCAAUAAGAAAUGUUACGCUUCCAACUCCCCUCGCCCACAUCCUCUCCUGGCAGAAUUUAUACCUCAACCCUCAAACUCCAACUCCAGACUCCGUCCAUCCCCUCGAUCAUCUCUAUCCCACUCGUACCAGUCUUACCAGCUGAAAGUAUACCCACAAGGUUUUGAAUACCUGGAUGAUAUCCUCCUCUCCGCUCUCGUAUACGAGCGUAAGCGUACUACUCCUUGCUUCCAGACCAAAGCACCCGCGUCGGUGGCGAAGAUGAAAUAUGAACGGUAUCCCGUCAUUGCGUCUUCGGUAUCAAGCAGUUCGAGUGUGCGGAGUAGUGUAACUUCCAGCAUUUCUAUUCAAGCUUCGAAUUCUUCAACCUCUCGAGCCGCUGGGUCAGAAGCCUCGAUACAUUACCUGUGAUAUAUCUAUGUUUAUUGAAAUAUAAUAUACCCAUGCUCAAGAUAUAAGAAAGAACUCUUCAGCUUGAACGGUGAUAUCGGUCGGAUGAAGAAGCAGUGUCAAAUCUUUUAUCAAACACAUCUAUGGAUUGUCCUAUUUGACGUUCAGCGCUCUCUACUUGCACUGUUCAAUGCAC